Molecule: messenger RNA, 294 nt
Organism: Thlaspi arvense
Lineage: Eukaryota; Viridiplantae; Streptophyta; Magnoliopsida; Brassicales; Brassicaceae
Source: the annotation of a GenBank genome assembly
AUGCUCGGUACGAGCUUUGAAUUUGUUGAGGUUGAGAAAGCAAAUAUUUUCAAGUUUAGCGGAGAGAUCUACUUCAUCACAUUUGUUGCCAAGGACCGUAACCAGACAAAGAUCUUUCAAGCUAAGGUUCGCAAUGUGUUUUGUAGGGAGAUCGAACACUGCUUCUGCAGGCUGAAACCUGGUCAAGAAGGUACAUUUCAGUUGGAAUUAGGAGAAAUCAUGAAAGCUUCAUUUCAGUUUGUUGAUUUGCUCUAUUGUUCUGGAGAAGAAGCUUGUGUUAUGGUUCAAUAUUAA